Molecule: messenger RNA, 1263 nt
Organism: Rotaria sordida
Lineage: Eukaryota; Metazoa; Rotifera; Eurotatoria; Philodinida; Philodinidae
Source: the annotation of a GenBank genome assembly
AUGAUAUUAAUAUCACAAUUAAAAUUUGGUUUAUCAUCUAGUUUAAUUAAAGAAAUGUUUCUCUCACGUAUUCGUACAAUGAGUACUAUUCCAAUAAAUUCUUCUAAUCAACAAUAUGAUAAAACUCAAGUAAAUACAGGAAUUCUUCUACUUAACAUGGGUGGACCAGAAACAACUAAUGACGUAUUGGAUUUUCUUACUCGUCUGUUUUCUGAUAAAGAUCUUAUUCCAUUACCUGUACAAAAAAAAUUAGGUCCAUGGAUUGCUCGUCGUCGUACACCAAGUAUUCAAGAACAAUAUGCAAAAAUAGGUGGAGGAUCACCAAUUAAAAUGUGGACAGAAAAACAAGGUCAAGGAAUGGUUAAAAUCCUUGAUCAAGUAUCUCCAUCAACAGCACCUCAUAAAUUUUAUAUUGGUUUUCGUUAUGUUAAGCCAUUAACUGAAAUGGCUUUAGAUGAAAUUGAAAAAGAUCGUCCUAAACGAGUUAUUGCAUUUACACAAUAUCCACAAUAUAGUUGUUCAACAACGGGUAGUAGUUUAAAUGCUAUUGCAAGAUAUUAUGCAGAAAAAAAAGAAAAAUUAGGAUUAGAAAAAGCAAAUAAAAUAUCUUAUUUUGAUGAAUCAAAAGAUAUUCAACCAAUAGAAGAUCUUAAAUGGAGUGUUAUCGAUCGUUGGCAAACACAUCCUGGACUUGUUGAAGCAUUUACUGAGAAUAUUCGUAAUGAAUUAAAAAAAUUUCCAAUACAUGUACGAAAUGAUGUAGUAAUUUUAUUUUCAGCACAUUCAUUACCAAUGACAGUAGUUAAUCGUGGUGAUCCUUAUCCAGCUGAAGUUGCUGCAACUGUUCAAGCAGUUAUGGAAUCAUUAAAGUUUUCAAAUCCAUAUCGACUUGUUUGGCAAUCAAAAGUAGGACCUAGACCAUGGCUUGGUUGUGCAACUGAUGAUGCUAUUAAAGGUUUAGCUAGAAAUAAUCGACGUCAUAUUCUUUUAGUACCAAUUGCAUUUACAAGUGAUCAUAUCGAAACAUUACAUGAACUCGAUAUAGAAUAUAGUCAACAUCUUGCUAAAAGUGCUGGUGUUGAAAUGAUUCGUCGAUGUUCAUCAUUAAAUGAUAAUCCUUUAUUUAUCAAAGCUAUGGCUGAUAUUGUUUUAAAACAUUUACAAAAUCAACGUCGUCAUACAAAUCAAUUGCCUUUACGUUGUCCUGGUUGUGAAAAUACUUCAUGUGAACGAAUGCGACAAUUUUUUUGUUCAUCUACAUAA